AUGGCAGAAAUCCAAGAUGAGAAGACCACUUCACCUCCGCAGGAAGAAGCAGUCAGUGAUGGCAGCACCGGACCGGCAACUGCCUCAAAUGGCAACGUGCUGGACGGCGGCUUGCAGCGAGGCCUGAAGAAUCGCCAUCUGCAAAUGAUCUCCCUGGGUGGCGUGGUAGGGGCAAGCAUCUGGUUCGGCACGGGGUCGGCGGUGGCGUACAGCGGACCGGUCGGGGCGCUGCUGUGCUUCUUCAUCGUCGGGGUCGAUGUAUUCUUCGUGAUGCAGUCGCUGGGCGAGAUGUCGACACUGUUCCCGAUCCAGGGCGCCUUCGUCGAGCUGGCGGGCCGCUUCGUCGACCCGGCCCUGGCCUUCAGCCUCGGCUGGAACUACUGGUACCUCUGGGUGACCAACAUCGCCAACGACUACAACAACAUCAGCCUCGUGCUGCAGAACUGGACCGGCCGCGUGCCGGGCUACGGCUGGAUCCUGCUCUUCUGGGCCUUCUUCUCCGGCACCAGCCUGCUCGGCGUCGUCGUCUGGGGCGAGAUGGAGUUCUACUUCGCCGCCUGGAAGCUGCUCUGCGUCAUUGUCGUCGGCUUCCUCCUCGGAAUCCUGGUCAACACGGGCGCCAUCGGCGGCGAGUACGUCGGGUUCCGGUACUGGGCGGACCCGGGCCCGAUCGCCAACGGCAUCGGGGGCUUCGGGCAGACGUUCGUGCUGGCGGCCGUCUACUACUGCGGGACCGAGAUGCUGGCCUUCACGGCGGCCGAGAGCCGCGACCCGCGGCGCGACCUGCCGCGGGCGAUCCGCCAGACCUUCUGGCGCAUCCUGGUCGUGUUCCUGGGGCUCGUCUUCUUCGCGGGCCUGCUGGUGCCGUCGACGGCGCCGGACCUGCUGGGCGCCACGAGCAAGGCGGCCAAGAGCCCCUGGACCAUCGCGCUGGUGCGCGCGGGCUGGCCGGGCGCCGGCCACCUGCUCAACGUCGUCAUGAUCACGGCGCAGUUCUCGAGCGUCAACAGCGCCAUCUACAUCUCGUCGCGGACGCUGGUGGCGCUGGCGCGCAACGGGCGGGCGCCGCGCUUCUUGGGCGCCACGACGGACAGCGGCACCCCCGUGCGCGCCAUCGUCUUGUCGCACGCCCUCGGCCUCCUCAGCAUCCUGAACACGGCCGCCGGGCCCGGCAAGGUCUUCACGUACCUCGUCGACAUCUCGGGCGCCGCGACCUUCGUCGCCUGGGCCAUGGUCGGGCUCACGCACCUGCGCCUGCGGGCGGCCUGGGCCAGGCAGGGCCGCGGCCUCGACGAGCUGCCGUACCGCGCGCUGCUGUACCCCUACGGAGCCUGGUUCGUGCUUGUGAUCAACACGUUCCUGGUGCUCAUCUACGGGUACUCGGUCUUCGUCGGGGGAUUCAAGGCGGUCGACUUUGUGUUCUCGUAUGUGGUGGUCGCCAUCUUCGCCGUGCUGUAUGUGUUUUGGAAGGUGCUGAAGGGGACCAAGAUCGUGCCGCUCAUGGAGAUGGAUCUCGUGACGGGGAGGAGAGAAUACAUAAGGCGUGAUACUAGUGUGGCAGGUGAAGACCCAGGAAUCGGUACAGAGAAAGAAAAGAGCGUUCCUUGGUACAUCAAAGUUAAGAGGAUCAUUUUUGCGUAA
This is a messenger RNA of Neoarthrinium moseri, 1641 nucleotides long. RefSeq lists its product as uncharacterized. The transcript is spliced from 2 exons. The coding region runs from base 1 to 1641 and encodes 546 amino acids. Gene Ontology annotation, molecular function: amino acid transmembrane transporter activity. The record is from RefSeq and is a predicted model, not a curated record. Gene Ontology annotation, cellular component: membrane. Lineage: Eukaryota; Fungi; Ascomycota; Sordariomycetes; Amphisphaeriales; Apiosporaceae. Gene Ontology annotation, biological process: amino acid transmembrane transport.